Molecule: messenger RNA, 447 nt
Organism: Plasmodium relictum
Lineage: Eukaryota; Apicomplexa; Aconoidasida; Haemosporida; Plasmodiidae
Product: conserved Plasmodium protein, unknown function
Exons: 2
Coding region: 1-447 (148 amino acids)
Source: RefSeq, a predicted model, not a curated record
AUGAGUGAAAGAGAUGAAGUUUAUAAAGAAAAUAAGGAAAAAAAAAUAUCAAAUGAUAAAGAAAAAGAAUUAAUAAGGGAUAAUCAAAAUGAUUUAAAUGAUGAUGAUACUAAAAAUAAAAAUAACAAAAAUUAUAUAGAUCCUAAGAUGUAUAAUAAAUUCAAGAAUGAUGGAUCAUUUUUAGAACAGGUGUUGGCUUUACAGAAGGAGAAAAAAAUAAGGAAAUCAAAAAUAUUAGGAAAAUCAGAGCCAAAGAAAAAAAAAAUAAAAAAAAAUGAUUUAGAAGAAAAAAAGCAAAAACUAUCAGAUUCAAGUGUGGAAGACAAACAAGACGUUGAAGAUGAACGAGAAAUACAAAUUAAAAACGAAUACAUUGACAAAAUUAAUAAAAUGAAAGAACAAGGAUUUUUCACUGAUAAGGGAAUAGGAGCUGGAUUAGUUAAAUAA